AAGUUUAAAGUAGAAAUAACAGGGAUAUUUGAACGCAUCAUCCGUAACUUCACAGUGCAACUUGCUCUCUAAGUGGCUAAGCUAGCUAGCUAGCUGCUCAGUUGCUAACUCAGCUAGUCGUUACUGAGUCUUGACAGAAAAGCGUUAACAGACUUGAUAAGGUUGAAACGACAUUAAAAUGGUUGUGGACGACGUGCAGUUCCUGAAUAUCCUCAAGGGAAAACGCAUCAAACUGACCCUUAAGACUUCAUCUUACCUCGGCGUCGUCCAGCGUAUAAAUCCCAACAAAACGUUGAUUUUGGCGGACGUGGUUAGUGGCAGUAAUGGCUGUAAAUUUCCUGGCUCGAAAAUGUUCUUUGGGCACGAGAUUCUCAAUGUGGAAUUUACCAAUGAAGCAAAUUGUGACAGUGGAAAUGUUAAUGACCACAAACUUGAAGAUCAGUUGAAUGUGGAAAAGUUUCAGCCAUACAGGAAGACAAUCACAAUGGAUGAAGAUGAAGAUGAAGAGGAGUACAUCGACUUUGUAGUCAUUGAUGAGUUUCAUGAGAAGUUUGGCCCUGCUGUGAUGCACAUUAAGAAGCAGCCUGUGAUUGGUGUGGGAGCUGAUGGAGUUGAGGUAUUUAAGCAUGGGAGGCUCUGCUGGCUGCAAAUUGCCACUAAAAACAAGGUAUACCUGUUUGAUAUUCUGUUACUUGGAUCCCGGGCCUUUAAGAAUGGUCUCUCCAUGAUCCUGGAGAAUAAGCACAUAUUAAAGGUGAUACAUGACUGCAGGGCCAUAGCUGGAUGUCUGAUUGCUCAGUUUGGAGUAAAGCUAACCAACGUCUUUGACACACAGGUGGCAGAUGUCAUGUGCUUCUACUCAGAGACAGGUGGGUUUCUUCCCAACAGAGUCAGCACUCUCCAGGAGGUGGUGAGUCUCCAUCUGAAGGUGCCUUCCUCCCAGCUCUUGUCCCUUCAGAUGAAGUCACAGCUCACCAAGGAGGAAGAGGAGGUGUGGUACAAGCGUCCGUGUCCUGUAACCCUGCUGAAGGUGAUGGCUCUGUCAGUCAUCCACCUGCAGCCUCUCAGACUGGUGCUGCUGGAUACCCUGUUGACAGACUACAUGGCCCUGGUGGAUUCAUACCUCAACAGCAGCCACUAUCAACCUGAUGAGUUGGAGCAUGUCAGCAUGGAGAGUGUAUUGGAGUUACCCAGAGAGCUGAGACAGCUGCCAGAAAUGCAUCAGGAGCGUCAGGAGUGGGCUACUAACCACUACCCUGUCACAGAGCAGGGUCUGCUGGCUCGCUUCAACCCCAAAACUAAGUCUCCAUCACAGACCUCACCUGCAGGAGAAGAGGAUAGUCAGACACAGACAGACUCCUUUGGACCUGCAACUGUGAAGUCACCUUCAUCAGCACAACAGGACACUCCCUUUUACCAACUACCUACAAGCCCUCCAAAGGUCGCCGGAGUUUCUCCUGUGGAUGUCCAUGCCUCCCCCGACCCUGCCAUCUCAGGCUCCAGUCACAGCCACCAGUGCCAGACUUUGGGAAACCAAUGCCUCCUGUUGGCCCCCUUUCUGCAGGUGUAGGCAGAGGACACACACAGGUACUGAUGGACACAAUAGGUAGAGGAAGGCUUCUCAAGCAGUCAACCCUGUCUGCCUUACCUGCCAU
This is a messenger RNA of Lates calcarifer (barramundi perch), 1655 nucleotides long. RefSeq names its product exonuclease 3'-5' domain containing 1 (gene exd1). The transcript has 11 exons. Gene Ontology annotation, biological process: nucleobase-containing compound metabolic process. The record is from RefSeq and is a predicted model, not a curated record. NCBI's taxonomy places the organism in Eukaryota, Metazoa, Chordata, Actinopteri, Centropomidae. The coding region runs from base 179 to 1570 and encodes 463 amino acids. Gene Ontology annotation, molecular function: nucleic acid binding; 3'-5' exonuclease activity.